Messenger RNA from Pseudocercospora fijiensis CIRAD86, 1863 nucleotides. RefSeq lists its product as uncharacterized. Gene Ontology annotation, molecular function: aldehyde dehydrogenase (NAD+) activity. Bases 1 to 1407 code for a protein of 468 amino acids. The transcript has 2 exons. NCBI's taxonomy places the organism in Eukaryota, Fungi, Ascomycota, Dothideomycetes, Mycosphaerellales, Mycosphaerellaceae. The record is from RefSeq and is a predicted model, not a curated record.
AUGGCCGCCGAGAGGAUCACGACUAUUUCUCCUGCGACCAACAAGCCCAUCGUAGAACGCUAUGGCCCUACAGAUGCUGAAUUUGCAGACAUCCCAAAGACUGCUCAAAAGGCCUUCUUGAAAUACUCCAAGACGCCACUGGCAGAACGGCAGAAGAUUGUCAAGAAGGCACUGCAGUUGCUUGACGAGAAACAAGAUGAAUUGGCAAAAGACAUUACCAACGAGAUGGGACGACCAAUUGCAUUCGCCGCGAAAGAAGUCACUACUGCUGUGGCGAGGGGCGAGUACCUCUUGAAAAUUAGCGACGAAGCUUUGUCAGAUACACCGGGCGAGCCUCAAGAAGGCUUCAAACGCUUUAUCAGGAAAACCCCGCUCGGUCCUGUCUUGAUUCUCUUCCCAUGGAAUUACCCAUAUCUAACACUCGUCAAUUCCCUCGUGCCAGCACUCCUAGCGGGCAACAGUGUCAUUUUGAAGCCUUCACCACAAACGCCUACGACUGCGGAAUCUGUGCACAAGAUCUUUGUCGAAGCUGGACUCGACAAAGAUGUCAUCCAGUUCUUCCACGCUGGCGAUUUCGACAAAAUCGCAAAAUUGGUGCAGGCUCCUGAGAUCCAGCUAGUCUGCUUCACAGGCUCCGUUGCCGGCGGUCUCGCUGUGCAGAAGGCGGCGGCUGGCCGCGUUGACUGUCGCGUUGGCCUAGAGCUUGGCGGCAAAGACCCGGCCUAUAUUCGGCCUGAUGUUGACCUCGCGUGGGCGGCCGAGGAGAUUGUUGAUGGUGCUGUUUUCAACUCUGGCCAGUCUUGCUGCAGCUUGGAGCGUGUCUAUGUUCACGAAAGCGUGCAUGACAAGUUCGUCGAGGAAGUAAAGAAGGUCCUUGCAAACUAUAAACUUGGCGACCCAACGGACAAGGCCACACAUGUUGGCCCUGUUGUCAGCAAAGCGGCGAAAUUGCGCAUUGAAGAUCACAUCAACAAUGCUGUCAAGCAGGGGGCGAAGAAUGAGACACCCGACAACGCCUCUUUCAAGAACCCCCCAUCCGAUGGCAAUUACGUGUCGCCCACCCUCUUGACGAAUUGUACACAAGACAUGCAGGUUGUGCAGGAGGAGACAUUUGGCCCGGUCAUACCUGUUCUGAAGGUGAAGUCUGAUGCUGAGGCUGUUCAAAAGAUGUCCGACAACCAGUAUGGUCUCACUGCAUCGGUCUGGACCAGAGACGUCGCCAAAGGCAACGAACUUGCUGAUGAUAUCGAGGCCGGCACUGUCUUCAUCAAUCGCUGCGACUAUCCCGCUCCGGAUCUGGCUUGGGUUGGGUGGAAAGACAGUGGCAAAGGCCAGACAUUGUCGCGCUUCGGGUUCGAUCAAUUCGUGAAGCUCAAGAGCUACCACGUGAAGAACUACCCCAAAUGAGGAGCAAGAGCGACGACGAGGUAAUCCCGGGACAGGCCGGCUGCUGCAUCAACCAAAUGCGACAACUUCUAUUCUGGUGGUAAACUCUUGCUUUAUAAAAGAAAGUCAGCCAAACGACGCUGCGGCGCCAAAUGGUCGGAACUUUCGGAUUGACAGGCCAUGCAUGCCGGGUGCUGCACAGCUGCAGGACUCAGGAUGCACGGACUGCGCAUCGCGGAUGAUGAUCAAUUAGUGCGGUCGACGCAAGGCACGGCACGUAACACAAGGCAGAUGUGUGAACCUCGACUUCUCUAGCGUCUCCGUCCCCGCUUUGUUCGCGACCUCACUUCUCGACUUCAGCCACCGACUAAUAAUCAGUUACCAGAAACGUGUCGAUUGGGCCUGUGGCGGACCGACACUCUAAAGGUCCCAAAGCCGGGGGGGGGGGGGUGUGCCUGAAUCUCCUGUCCAAAUCGG